GGGGCGCCGCGAGGUCCGCUCGCUCUCCGCGAGCGCGCCCCCCGCGGAGGCGAUGGCGCCGCCGAUGCAGGACGGCCGCGCCAAGGGCGGCGGGCGCGGCAAGGGCGCCGGCCGCGGCAGGGGCGAUGGCCGCGGGCAGGGCGGCCCGGGGCGGGGCCGCGGCGCCUCCUCGGAGGCCGCCCGCGAGCUGGCCGAGAUCGAGGGCGGCGCGGUCGAGGCCGAGUCCAGGAUCGAGAUCCUGCGAGCGCAGCGGGCCGCCGCCCGCGGCGGCAAGGCCGCGGUGCAGGACUCCGUGCGGGAGAACGAGGGCAUCGACGAGGCGGACCCCGAGCGGGUGUUCGACGAUGGGAUCCGUCUCGAACCCUUCAACAUGCGGCGGGAGAUGGCGGAGGGCCACUUCGACGAGGCUGGGAUGUACAUCCUGAACAAGGACGAGGAGAAGGAGGUCACCGACGCGUGGCUAGACACAGUCGACCAGGCCGAAAGGACCGCGAUCUUCAAGCGUAACGAGCGGCAGCAGAAGGCGGCCAAGACUGCUACUUCCCGGAUCUCCAGCAUCAACAAGAACCUCGGGAAGGACGAGGAAGAGGACGAGGAUGCGAAAGAAGAAGGAGAAGAUAAGGACGGCGCGGGGCAGUCGGCGACGGACGGGCCCGCGGCCGCGCCGCAGCCCCCCGACGAGCAGGACGACGCGGCCACGCUGCUCGCCUUCCUGGAGGAGCUGAGCCCGCGAAGGCCGCACGCCGACUCCCCGCCGCAGGCCCGGGGGGCGCUGGAGCGGACGGCUCGGAGGAGGCCACGGGGCACUCUUCCGGAGGCCACGUCCGGAGGCAACGUUGGGAGGGCUGUUUGCUGGGGCGUGUCCGC
Prorocentrum cordatum is the source of this 867-nucleotide messenger RNA. The record is from the annotation of a GenBank genome assembly. Lineage: Eukaryota; Dinophyceae; Prorocentrales; Prorocentraceae.